GCCGUGCUGUGCAUACGCCGGACUGUGGGAGACCGCUACCAAAAAAGUCGGAAACGCUGCACGCAUUCCGCGGGGAAGACACGGCACCCGUGCUGGCGCGAAGAGUUCUGGUUCACGCUCCCUACCUGCCCUUGGGAAGCAGAGUACGUUCUGGAAGCGACCAUCUACGGUGCUAGCCAGGGCAGGCGCCACGAUGAGUUCUUGGGAUAUGCAGAGCUACCCCUAUCCACUGUUCAAUCCGAAGCACGGCUGGUGGAGGAGUUGCCGCUCGGGCCACCAGUUGGCUCCGCUGCAUCUGCCGAGUCCGAAGGCACAACCAACGAGAGCAAAGCCUCGCAGGGCUAUCCCUCUGCGGACACACCCGAGAACGGGGAGAAGGAGUGUCAAAUCCUAGAAGUGCAUGUUGCACAUGCCCUCACCGGCGCAAGCCUGGGGUGCUAUCAGGUGGCCCUGACAGACUCGGUUCAGGACCUGAAAACACAAAUAGCGCAGCGGACGAAUGCAGAGCGCCCGUGGGCCGCAGAUUUCAAGCUGCUUUGCCGGACGGAUCUUUUACAAGAAUCGACGCUGUUGAAAGAUGCCCAACUUGCAGAACCGAUCGAGCUUCAAUACCUGGUUUCGCCGAACACUCAAGCGCUGGAGAGGAACGACCUGGUACUGAUACCAGAAGUGAUUCAGAAGUGUUUGGAUCCCUGCACGGCCAAAGUGUACAAGCCGAAUGUUCGCUGGGCCUUGAAAGAUUUCAUAUUCCGUGCUUCAGAGGCCGAGCUGCUGGCAGACUGGCACCGCGAGAAGCAAGGUGAUGUUUCGCUUCACGACUUGACGGAUCGGACAGGGCCCACAGAGCCGUGGCUGCAGUUGAAAGAGGGACACCGGGGCAUAAGACGGGACAGGCACAGUGUCCUGAGCUGCGAGUUUCGGGAUGGCUACCUCACCUUCAGCUAUUUUGCCUUUAAGCAUUCUUACCAGCCUCCGAGCAUGGAGGAGGUUGCUCCGUGCGGCUGGCAUGCAGAAGGAUCACCCGGAGACAUGGCAGGUCGCGCUUCUGCACCCUUCCUGUCACCAAGAAGGCGCUUGCACCCUGGCAUCUACAGCCCGGCAGCCACAACCCGCCAGCUCGCUCUGCCCUGCGCCAUCGCGGCACUACGCUUUGAAGGCCUCCAAGUCGACGAGGUUUUGGCUGCCGACCACUUAUAUGGCUUCGGCUUAGGAGUGGAGUUCGAUCUUCUCCUGGCGGUGCGAGUGAACGCAGCCGCGCCCGCAAGUAUUGUGGCAGUAUAUUUUCAUGUUCUUCAGCUCCCUUUCGAUGGCAAAGUCCACGCUUUCGACCAGAGCUUCUCGGAUCUAAUCCUGGGCAGAGCUGUGUUUGAGGACUUUCUGAAUGCAGCGGCUUGCGACAGCAUCGCGCAGGUUUUGGUAUUGUGGUAUGCAGAUCAAGCGAGGGCAUUGCGGUGGUACUUGAGUCCCGUCUCUUCUGCCUUCAAGGAUUUUCGGAUCCGAUUGGCUGAGGAAUGGCUACAACCAAAUGGGGAUGAGAGACUUUGUCGCUUUAACGAGCUUUUGCGACGGGAUCUGGCAGCUCAACUGCCCCUGGAACCAAUACUCGUCGACCUUCCAAAUAACACUUGUGCUAAUGCCUUGUGUCGGGCCGGCCGACAGUGUAUGAAGCAUUUCCAUCUCUUCCAAGUCCCCUACGUCGCGAUGUGCGAGCCAACUUGUACUAGGAAAGGCUGCCCGAAACACCACUGCAAAGGACCUGUAGGCCCAGCACCCUUCUGCUGCGUUCAGCUCUGGCAGCCCCGGGCCACGUCGGAUCCGUGGAUGUCAAAGGAGAAGAAGAAACUUGCGAACAAGAAGGCCAAGCAGCAGCGGGCACCCGAUGCCGUGCACACUGGCCUCGGUGCUGUCGGGUUGGAGUGGCUCUUGAAGCGAGGGCGCAUCCGCAUCGAGCUGAUGUGGGAGUCUGCGUGCUCCAAGCAGACCGACACCUUCCUGCGGUUCGUUUGGCGAGGGAUGAACACGGUCAUGGGCCUCCGGUUCUUCAGCAUUGCAAUCCUCGCCAUCGCAGGACUUCUUCUCAUGGUGGCCCAGGGCUCGCGCUGGCUCUGUUCCGGCCACACCUUCGCGGACUGCCAUGAGCUGGAGGUUCCCGGUGCGCGGGUUGCCGCUGUUCUUGGCUCAAUGUCUGCCGUAGCUUCUGGCAUCACCAACUUCCUGGGUGCCGCUGGGUUCUUUGGCUCCUCGUGGAGAGAAGGUGCUCCGAUGGGCUUGUUGGACGACGUUCAGUCCAGCUACGUCGAUCAUCAGGAUGACCUUGCCCCGUCGGGGUGGCGGCAGCACUCUGCACCCACGCUUCAAUUGCAAGUUCAGCAAAAGCACCUCUUCGUGUGGGAUGUCUCCGUGAUGGCCGUAGACAUCUGCCCCGUGAAGAUUUCGCUGCCGUCCGUGCGCCUAUUGACCUGGUUCGGCCAGGGCGUGGCGCUGAUCAUGGCUCAACUGACCAUUCUGCUGGCGUGGCUGGAAGAUGCUGGACCCUCACGCUUCCUCGGCGAGGCAGUGUACCUGGCCAUCCUGGCCUUCGUCAUGCUGCUGACGUCCGCCAUCCUCUCUGGACGAGAGGCCUGGCUUUCGCAGCCGCCGGCUGAUGAGAGGUGGAGCACUGCGGAGGACAAGAACUUCCGGCCCAACCGGCCAAGAAGAUACAGCUACGAUGAUCGGCCCAGCCAACCGGGGCUCGACGCUCGCUCCUGGAGCCCGGGACGCGCGGUGUCAGGCAUCGAGGAUUUCAUGGCCAAUGUGGAGGAAGGAGUGCGGGCCGUGAAGCACGAGGCAGAGGCCCUUCGCCAGCCGUUUGUCGCUGCUGGAGAGGAGUGGAACUCUCGAAUGAAAAACUUCAUGCAAGACCUGGAGCAGCAGGUGCGGCAGCCCAUCUUAGAAGCCGCUGAGCGGUUUCAGGGCCAAAUCGAGACACAGCGCCAAUCGUUCCAG
Symbiodinium necroappetens is the source of this 2988-nucleotide messenger RNA. The record is from the annotation of a GenBank genome assembly. NCBI's taxonomy places the organism in Eukaryota, Dinophyceae, Suessiales, Symbiodiniaceae.